AUGAGAUUAGAUGGUAGUAAACCGAAAGAUAUGAACAAGUUAGCAAAUGCCAUUACUAUAAAAUCAGCAGAGGCGCUAGCUAAAUCUUGUUCUAAUUUAUUAGAUAAGUAUUAUAAAGUUAAUACACGACAAGACAAAAAUUAUCCACCUUUCAAAGAAGAUGAAGACGAUACACCUUUGGUGAAAAUUAAAAGUCUGAGUAAAGCUAUUGGUUGUGAAAUCUUGGGAAAAGCUGAGCUUCUUAGUCCAGGAGGUUCAACAGGAAUACCUAUUGCGAUGAUUUCAUGUGCAAAAGGAUAUAAUGCAUGGAUUAUUAUUCCAGAUGAUCAAGCUGAAGAAAAAUAUCAAUUAUUAGAAAAAUAG
This is a messenger RNA of Entrophospora candida, 363 nucleotides long. The record is from the annotation of a GenBank genome assembly. Lineage: Eukaryota; Fungi; Glomeromycota; Glomeromycetes; Entrophosporales; Entrophosporaceae.